AAGACAACUCAUAGGUAAUGGAAGGAGAGAUAAAAGAUGUGCAGCCAGUGGCAGACUUAUACUCACAUUGUGAUGAGUCAGACUACUUGCUGCCUAAUAUAUUCCACCAUCUGACAGCUGCCUUGUAGGAGAUAAUGGCUGUUAUUUACUUCACCGGUCAGUGGUUUUAAAGUUACGGCUGAUCGGCGGAUAUUGCACCACUGUUUUCUCAUAAGUAUGUUCUUCUCUCUUUACACAGGAGAAUAGACUAGAAUGAAAGACAGUAUGAUCCAGUGCAGCCAGACUGGAUGCAUUCAGGAACAGGAACUGAGAAUCUGCACAAUUUUAGAACAGCUUUGGAAUUUCUUGGUGUCAAAGAGGAAGGAAAAAUAACUGCAUGAAUGUUAGUCAGGGAGGGAGCAAUGCAGAAGUUACUGUAGUAAAAAGAACAAGAGAAACACAUUUCAAGGCUUUGAGAAGUCAUUUGGCGUCAUGGCAGCGUGUCAGGAGCUCAGCUUUAACGUGGAUCACGGAUAUCUGGAGGGUCUGGUCCGAGGAAUGAAAGCUGGGAUUCUGACUCAGGCUGAUUAUCAUAAUCUGGCUCAGUGCGACACACUGGAGGACAUGAAGCUGCACCUCCAGAGCACAGACUACGGUAAACUGUUGUCCUCGUCUGAAGAAGACCUCAGCGUGUCUCUGGUGGACAGCAAGCUGAGGGAGAAUCUGGUGACCGAGUUCAGCUGUUUGCGCUCCAACGCCCUGCCGCCGCUCUCUACAUUCCUUGACUAUAUAACUUACGGCUACAUGAUCGACAAUGUGGUGAUGCUGAUCACUGGAGCCCUGAAGCAGAGAGAUGUGGCAGAGCUGCUCCCACGGUGUCACCCACUGGGAGGUUUUGACCAAAUGGCGGCCGUGGGCAUCGCUCGCACCCCGACUGAACUCUACUCAGCCAUCCUGGUGGACACACCGCUGGCUCCGUUUUUCCAGGAUGCUGUAUCUGACUCCAACCUGGAUGAAAUGGAAGCUGAGAUCCUGAGAAACAAACUGUAUAAGGCAUAUUUAGAGUCUUUCCACUCUUUCUGCAAGAAGAUGAGCGGCGCCACGGGGGAUAUAAUGUGUCCCGUCCUGGAGUUUGAGGCAGACAGGAGGGCCUUCAUCAUCACAGUGAACUCCUUCGGGACGGAUCUCAGCGGAGCAGACAGGAGCUCGCUGUAUCCGGCUUGUGGCAAGCUUUACCCUGAUGGCCUGCGACUCCUGGCCCUGGCAGAGGACCAUGAACAGGUCAAAGCCGUGGCCAGCUGCUAUACAGACUAUAAAGCAAUUUUUGAAGACCCUGAACCAGGAUCAGAGUUUAAGAGUUUUGAGGACAGAUUCUUCGAACAAGAGGUGAAGCUGAACAUACUGGCUUUCCUGCAGCAGUUCCACUUUGGAGUGUUUUACUCCUACAUCAAGCUGAAGGAACAAGAGAGUCGCAACAUCGUCUGGAUUGCUGAGUGCGUCACUCAGAGACAGAAAUCCAAGAUACACAACUACAUACCCAUCAUCCAAUGAACAAAGAAGUGAGCAAUAAAGACACGUAGUAAAGUCACAUAGCAUACAACAAUGUAAUAAAUGCACUUUGUCAAACUGUAUAAAAA
Molecule: messenger RNA, 1616 nt
Organism: Amphiprion ocellaris (clown anemonefish)
Lineage: Eukaryota; Metazoa; Chordata; Actinopteri; Pomacentridae
Product: V-type proton ATPase subunit d 2-like
Exons: 8
Coding region: 472-1530 (352 amino acids)
Biological process (GO): vacuolar acidification; proton transmembrane transport; vacuolar transport
Cellular component (GO): early endosome; proton-transporting V-type ATPase, V0 domain; lysosomal membrane
Molecular function (GO): proton-transporting ATPase activity, rotational mechanism
Source: RefSeq, a predicted model, not a curated record